Messenger RNA from Oryctolagus cuniculus (rabbit), 2646 nucleotides. It is a transcript of the gene IFRD1, whose product is annotated as interferon related developmental regulator 1. NCBI's taxonomy places the organism in Eukaryota, Metazoa, Chordata, Mammalia, Lagomorpha, Leporidae. Gene Ontology annotation, cellular component: nucleus. The record is from RefSeq and is a predicted model, not a curated record.
AGGGCGCGGUGGGAGUUGUAGUUCUUUCUUUCCUUCAGACGUUGCGAGUCCAGGGCGGGUGGUUUGGCUGACGAACUACGAUUCCCAGCGUGCCUAGGGCCCCGGUCUCGCGCGAUUUGAGCCUGGCUUGCGAACCGGACUACUGGACACCGGCUGUGGGGGCGGGGAGGAAUGGGUCCGUGGGCUUGGCAGUGUGUGGGGUGACCGGGAGCUGGCGGGACAGGAGCUGCUCUUAACGGCUGUGGCGAGCUCCCGCUGACCAGGGGUAGGGCGCUCUGAGGCCCGACGAGGCGCCCAUGCUGUCACUGGCCGCCUGCAAUCCCCAGGCUCCAACAUGGAGUUCUCGGGAAUGCCAAACGUCCGGCGUGUUUGGAUGGGCUCUCGCGUCACGCGCGGCCUGGGCUCAGGGACGAGGAUGACGCAGAGGCAUUCGAGUGGCUUCGCAUCCCGCUGCUACUUGGCGCGUCCCGCGUGUUCACUUGUUCAGGCCGAGGAGUCGGAGGCUGGGGAACAUCGCCCCACUGCAGGCUGAGCUCACGUCCCUAGCUGGCACCUGCUUUAGUCCCCAGCCCUACUGCCGGCAGCCCAGGCGACCCGGGGGCAAAAAACACGUUCUCCUUUGUGUUGCAUCCUGUGCGUUUUUUGCCGUGAGGCCCGAGUAGCAGGGGUGGUGAGGAGCUUACGUUGCAGUUGGCUGAAAGUUUAGGGGUUUUGUGUCCUGACUGCAAAACUGAAGCUUUUGCUGAAUGGGUGGCCAGCAUCGAAAUGUUCAACCUUUUAGUGAUGAAGAUGCAUCAAUAGAAACAAUGAGCCAUUGCAGUGGUUACAGUGAUCCUUCCAGUUUUGCUGAGGAUGGACCAGAAGUCCUUGAUGAGGAAGGAUCUCAGGAAGACUUAGAGUACAAGUUGAAAGGAUUAAUUGACCUAACCCUGGAUAAGAGUGCAAAGACAAGGCAAGCAGCUCUUGAAGGUAUUAAAAAUGCCCUGGCUUCAAAAAUGCUUUGUGAAUUUAUUCUGGAAAGAAGAAUGACUUUAACUGAUAGCAUUGAACGCUGUUUGAAAAAAGGGAAGAGUGACGAGCAACGUGCAGCUGCAGCAUUAGCAUCUGUUCUUUGUAUUCAGCUGGGCCCUGGAAUUGAAAGUGAAGAGAUUUUAAAAACUCUUGGACCAAUCCUAAAGAAAAUAAUUUGUGAUGGGACAGCUAGUAUCCAGGCAAGACAAACUUGUGCGACUUGCUUUGGUGUUUGCUGUUUUAUUGCCACAGAUGACAUUACUGAGCUGUAUUCAACUCUAGAAUGUUUGGAAAGUAUCUUCACCAAGUCCUAUAUCAAAGAGAAAGACACUAAUGUUCUCUGCAGCACCCCUAGCACAGUGCUUCAUAUCAGCUCGCUGCUUGCCUGGACAUUGUUACUGACCAUAUGCCCAAUCAGCGAGGUUAAGAAAAAGCUUGAAAUGCAUUUUCAUAAACUUCCAAGCCUCCUCUCUUGUGAUGAUGUAAACAUGAGAAUAGCUGCUGGUGAAUCUUUGGCACUUCUUUUUGAGUUGGCCAGAGGGAUUGAGAGUGACUUUUUUUAUGAGGACAUGGAGUCUUUGACUCAGAUGCUUAGGGCUUUGGCCACAGAUGGAAAUAAACACCGAGCCAAGGUGGACAAGAGGAAGCAGCGAUCAGUUUUCCGAGAUGUCCUGAGGGCUGUGGAGGAACGGGAUUUUCCAACAGAAACUGUUAAAUUUGGUCCUGAACGCAUGUAUAUUGAUAGCUGGGUAAAAAAGCACACCUAUGACACCUUUAAGGAGAUCCUUGGAUCUGGGAUGCAGUAUCACUUGCAGUCAAAUGAAUUCCUUCGCAAUGUGUUUGAGCUGGGACCCCCGGUGAUGCUUGAUGCUGCAACACUUAAAACGAUGAAGAUUUCUCGUUUUGAAAGGCAUUUAUAUAACUCUGCAGCAUUUAAAGCUCGAACAAAAGCUCGAAGCAAAUGUCGAGAUAAGAGAGCAGAUGUUGGAGAAUUCUUCUAGAUUUUCAGCACUUGAAGAUUUAAAAUUAUUUUUCUUUCGUUAUUUCUAAUGUAUUUAAACUUUAGAGACAGUUUUUAUAUUGGGUCAACUUAGAUAAUUUUUGUAGCAGGGGUUAUAUUAUAAUUUAAUAUACAUAUUGCUUAUGGUAAGUUCUGAUCACUGACUUCUGUGUAAAUAUAAUCAGUAAAUAUGAAUAAAAUGUUUGUAAUGUUUGGUCCUAAUCUAUUUAUGAAGAGAGCGAAAAUACAACAUUUCACAUGAUUUCAUGAAAAGAAAAAUUAUCAGCCAAAGUUUCAUUUCUUAUACAUGUGGUUGUCAAAAAUUCAGGUUGAUGAUAAUAAUAUAUACAAAUACACUAUCUUAAAUAAGAGUUCUAGAAAAAAUUUUGGGGAGCUAGUUCCUCUGGAGAAGCUGCUGUAUUUUUACUUUGAAAUGUAAAGUAGUUAACUUUGUCAGUGGAUCAGCAAAAGGAAUGACGCCACCAGCCCUUUGUCCUGCUUGGGAGUCCACAGAGCCCACGGCGGGUGGGCCAGGUGGUGGCUGAUCUUACGCUCUGAGAGCAGCGACCCUGAUUUUACCUGCUGAAUGAGACCUCGUGCUUUUGACUUUGAAAUAAAGACCUUUUCACAUGGAA